Podospora bellae-mahoneyi is the source of this 2316-nucleotide messenger RNA. RefSeq lists its product as uncharacterized. Lineage: Eukaryota; Fungi; Ascomycota; Sordariomycetes; Sordariales; Podosporaceae. Gene Ontology annotation, cellular component: mRNA cleavage and polyadenylation specificity factor complex. The transcript is spliced from 4 exons. The record is from RefSeq and is a predicted model, not a curated record. The coding region runs from base 1 to 2316 and encodes 771 amino acids.
AUGGCUUCUACACCAGCUGUCCCCAUUGAGGAGCAGCUCAAACAGCUCAACGCUGCUCGGAAAUUGGCCUUGGAAAACUCGGCUUACUACGACCGCAUCGUCAAGGGUGUUUUACCUGUCAUCGGACCGACAUCAUCGAUCGAGCUCAAGAGAUGGGGAGCUGAGUUUCUGGCCGAGUCGCUGGCCACUCCAGUGCUUUCGAUGCGCGACAAGGAGAGCUUAACGCUCUCGGUACUUGACACGCUCAAGUCGUUAUUGGAGAGUGAGCAGGAUGAUGCGAUUGUGCUGAAGGCUAGCAUUGCUGCCGCGGCGAGCGCGUACCCAGUUGUUUUGAGGUGGAUUAUUCACAACAGCUAUCACACAGAGGCUUGGGAACAAAUCUCAGCGAUAAAAUCGAGGAUCCUCAGAAUCUGGGAUGGAGCCCCGGCCCCCGUCAGACUAAGCUGCAUCAAGUUUGCGCAGCGUGUUGUGCUCGCCCAAACAACGUCCAACGGUCAGGAGGUCAAGUAUGGUGGACUCGACAUUUCGCUGGGCAUGGUGCCGGCGAACCACCCUUUGCUAGACCCACGACUGAUGGAGGCAGAGGCUACUGGCCUUCUCGACCGGAUGUUGGGGGUGCUACAGGAUAACAGCAACGAUGCUCUCCUUGUCGAUGCGACCUUGAACUGCCUUUCGAUCCUGAUCCGAACCAGGCCAAGCACUUCGAACCGCAUCAUUAAUUGUGUGCUCAACUUUAACCCUCUCAAGUUGGCCAACUCACCCAUGACGCCGAAAAACAAGGUGCUCAUGAAGUCGAUGGAGAAGACGACCCGGAUGCUCAUGAUUAAUAUUUUGAAGAGGCAUGUGGAUCCCAAUAAUCAACACAGCGGCCGUGUCCAGCAGUAUGUUGAGCGGUUGAUGCGCUCUCGCGCCGAGAUAUUCGAUGAAGCGGGUCGGAAGAGACAGCUUGCUGACCAAGCGGCUGCCCAAUAUGGCGAUCUCAAGAGACAGAAGGUGCAGGAUGCUUUUGCUGCCGCUCCCGAACCUGCCGCGCCAGCACAGCCAGCCGUGAUCCCGCCAUUAGCACCAGGACCUCAGACUCUUGCUGCCGUCUUCACGUUGACCAAUAACCCUGGUCUCCAGGCCUUUGAUGCUACCAGCAUUCCCGCCAACCUAGUGGCCAAGAUUGUGGCUAGGACGCUCAAUACUCUGGACCAAAGUGUCUUGGACUUUGCGGUAAACGGUAUAAGAAGUCGUCUUCACACUCUUCAGGCUGCUGCGGUGACGGCGGCAGCCCAGUAUGCCGCCCAUGGAGCUGCGGGUUUACCUGGUGCUAUCAACCCUGCUACGGCACCUUUGGGAGUGGAAGAGGAUGACGAUGAUUACGAGCCCAACCUUGACGCGGCGGAAGAUACGGAGCAGAUUCUCAACAAGCUCGACAAUGCACCCCCUGAGACGGCGCUCGACGAAUAUGCCGAUCCCAACGCUGCCCUCGGCCUCGGCCCAUUCACCCUCGCACCACCACCCCUGAUCGACGCCGACGUGGCCUCUAAACUCAGCUCCGCCGCGGCCUCCCGCCUCUUUGGCCCUCUAUCCUCUUUAUCAUCAGAAGGCCCAAGCAAGAAGCCAAAAGCGGGCAUCAACCGCCUUGCCGCCUCGUCGUAUGAUCGCGAUUCCUGGCUCACCGUUGCCACUCGACUCGCCACCCGCAGCACAUUCGGCCUCGAAGAAGAAGAACAAGAAGAAGAACAAACCUCAGCAGUCAAAUCCGAAGAAGGCGCCGUCUCCCACCCGUUGGCCUCCACCUUUAACCAAUCCAUCCGCGAGAUGUUAUUCACCUACAUACUCGAAGACUGGCGGCCGAGAAUAGAAGUCGCGGUCGCGUGGCUCAGCGAGGAGUGGUACAAUGACCAGCUCACCAAGCGGACGGGGCUGAGGAACGCGCCGCUGCACUACGAGACGUGGGCGCUGAGGUUGCUGGACGGGUUCAUGACUUUUAUCACGGCGCAGGAUAAAGUCUUGACGAGGUUUUUGGCCGAAAUUCCGGAGCUGAGCGGGGAGUUGCUUGGGAGGCUGAAGACGCUGUGUGGGGAUCCGAAUACUUUGGGCUUAGCGAUGACGAGCUUGUUGUAUCUUGUUAUGAUGAGGCCACCUGCGAGGGAGUUGGCGUUGGAUACGGUUGGGGGGAUUUGGGUUGAGUAUGAGGAGGCGAGACCGCUGGCUGCGAAAUACUUGAGCAAGUGGCGGCCGGGGUGGGUUGAGCAGCAGAUGCACUUGCAGGCUGCGAAGGCUGUGGCUGGGGGUGGUGGGGAUGGGGCUGCUGGUAUUGCUGCUUAG